AUCAGUCAUCACCCUCCCCGCUAAUAAAACUUUCAGCAGUUUUCAGUUACUUCCGUCAGAGUGGACAGUAGAAAGAGGCAUUCUCCAUGUAUGGUUCAAGCCAACUAAAAGUAAACCAACAGGUCUUAGGAAUCCUGGAAAAAUGCAAUCAUCUCAGCCAUCUAAAGCAACUCCAAUCCUUCCUCAUAACCCAGGGCCACUCCCGAACUCAGUUCUUCAUUUUCAAGCUGGUUCGCUUUUGCACACUCAAGAUUUUCAACUUCUGCCAUGCUCGCUUACUCUUCGAUCAUCUUUAUGCUCCCAAUAUUUACUUAUACACUGCUAUGAUUACUGCAUAUGCCUCUCACCCCAACCACCAUGCUUCCGCCUUUGCUCUUUACCGUCACAUGCUUUGCAAGGGUAAGCCAACUCCGAACCAUUUUAUCUACCCUCAUGUCUUAAAAUCAGCCCCUGAAGUUUUGGAGUCUCAUGGCACACAACUGGUUCAUACCCAGAUUUUUAAAUCGGGUUUUGGACAAUUCACAGUUGUUCAAACGGCUCUGGUUGAUUCGUAUGCGAGGACGGGUUCGAGCAUUGGCAUUGCAAGAGAUUUGUUUGAUGAAAUGGCUGAUAGGAAUGUUGUGUCUUGGACUGCUAUGGUUUCUGGGUAUAUGAAGGUAGGGGAUGUUGGGAAGGCUCUUUUGCUUUUCGAGGAGAUGCCUAAUAGAGAUGUUCCGUCUUGGAAUGCUGUCAUUGCAGGGUGCACACAGAAUGGAUUGUUUUCUGAGGCUAUUUCACUCUUGAGAAGGAUGGUUGUUGGGGGGAAACAAGGAGUUCAUAGGCCUAAUCAGGUUACAGUUGUGUGUAGUCUGUCAGCUUGUGGACACAAUGUGAUGUUUCAGCUCGGUAAAUCGCUCCAUGGUUAUGUUUAUAGAAACGGUGUUGGUGAUGAUUGUUUAGUAGCUAAUGCUUUGAUAGAUAUGUAUGGUAAAUGUGGGAGCCUAGAAACGGCAAGAAGGAUUUUUGAAAUGAGCUCAAAGAAAAACUUAACAUCUUGGAACUCCAUAAUCAAUUGUUUUGCACUUCACGGACAAAGUGAAAAGGCAAUUAGUCUGUUUGAGGAGAUGAUCAAGUGUGGAGCCGAGGGUGUAAGACCAGAUGCUGUUACCUUUAUCGGUCUGUUGAAUGCUUGUACACAUGGAGGAUUGGUUGAAAAAGGUCGUGCUUAUUUUGAGUUGAUGACUAGCAGUUACAACAUUGAACCUCGGAUUGAGCACUAUGGUUGUUUAAUUGAUCUUCUUGGUAGAGCAGGUCAGUUUGAAGAAGCAUUGGAAGUCAUCAAUGCUAUGAAAAUGGAGCCUGAUGAGGUCGUUUGGGGCUCAUUGCUAAAUGGGUGUAAAAUAUAUGGUCACACGGAUUUGGCAGAGUUUGCAGUAAAAAAACUGAUUGAAAUUGACCCAAACAAUGGUGGUUAUGGCGUAAUGCUGGCAAAUUUAUAUGGAGAGUUGGGAAAAUGGGAUGAGGUUCGCAAAGUAAGGAAGAAGUUGAAGGAACAGAAUUCUUACAAGAUCCCAGGUUGCAGUUGGAUCGAGGUAGAUAGCCAAGUUCAUCAAUUCUAUUCUGUUGAUAAGACUCAUCCUAGAACUGAUGAGAUAUACAAUAUCCUGGAAAGCGUGGUUGGUUUGUACUAAGCUCAUACUAGUUUGGUACCUUUGCCAGCCUUAGU
Molecule: messenger RNA, 1705 nt
Organism: Theobroma umbraticum
Lineage: Eukaryota; Viridiplantae; Streptophyta; Magnoliopsida; Malvales; Malvaceae
Product: Pentatricopeptide repeat (PPR) superfamily protein
Biological process (GO): RNA modification
Molecular function (GO): RNA binding; protein binding
Source: RefSeq, a predicted model, not a curated record